AGCAAAGUCUUUGAUUUGGAACAUGAUAUUGGCUCCAUGAAUUCCAACAACUGGCUUUCUUUUCCUCUUUCUCCCUCUAAUUCUUCAUUACACUCCUCUCAACCUCAUGAUCAUCAUCAGUUCAAUGUAGGGUUAGUGAAUGCUAAUAUGGAGAAUCCUUUCCAAACUCAAGAAUGGAACCUGAUAAACACCCACGAUAAUACAAGUGAAGUUCCAAAGGUUGCAGACUUCCUUGGAGUUUCAAAAUCCCAAACUCCAUCCUUAGAUCUUGUGGCCCUCAACGCAAUUCAUCAAUCUAAUCAUCCUGCUGACUAUUCAUUUCAACACAACAAUAUCGUUCAAGUGCAAAACAGUACUACUGUAAUAGCUUCCAACAACAACUAUGAGUUGCUAGAGAAUGCUACCAAUUUGCAGUCACUGGCAUUAUCUAUGGGUAGUGGCAAGGGUUCAACCAGCGCUGAAAACAGUGCUAAUAUCGUCGAGGCUCCCACUAGAAGAACCUGUGACACUUUUGGGCAAAGAACCUCCAUAUACCGUGGUGUCACAAGGCAUAGAUGGACUGGAAGAUAUGAAGCUCAUCUAUGGGAUAAUAGUUGUAGGAGAGAAGGGCAAUCGAGGAAAGGAAGACAAGUAUACUUGGGUGGAUAUGACAAAGAAGAGAAAGCAGCUAGGGCUUAUGAUCUUGCUGCACUCAAGUAUUGGGGAACAUCCACCACCACUAAUUUUCCUAUUAGUAAUUAUGAGAAGGAGAUAGAAGAAAUGAAGCACAUGACUAGACAAGAAUUUGUCGCUGCCAUUAGAAGGAAGAGCAGUGGUUUUUCAAGGGGUGCAUCCAUGUACCGUGGAGUAACGAGACAUCAUCAGCAUGGCAGAUGGCAAGCCAGGAUAGGCAGAGUUGCUGGAAACAAAGAUCUUUACCUAGGAACUUUCAGUGCCGAAGAGGAAGCAGCGGAAGCUUAUGACAUUGCAGCGAUUAAAUUCAGAGGACUUAAUGCAGUCACUAACUUCGACAUGAAUCGGUAUGAUGUAAAAGCCAUUCUAGAGAGAAAUACAUUGCCAAUAGGGGGAGGAGCUGCAAAACGGCUAAAGGAAGCUCAAGCACUUGAAUCAUCAAGGAAGCGUGAAGAAAUGAUAGCUUUGGGUUCAAGUUUCCAAUAUGGAAGCUCAAGCACCAGUAGGUUACCACAAGCUUACCCUCUAAUGCAAUUUGAUCAUCAACCGCAACAACAACCAUUGCUAACAUUACAAAACCACGACAUUAACUCUCAAUACACUCAAGAAGACACCUCCUCCUCCACCUUUCACCGUAAUUACAUUCAAACACAGCUGCAAUUGCACCAGCAGUUUUACAACAAUACCUACAUUCAAAACAACCCAGAUUUACUUCAUGGUUUGAUGAACCUGAGCUGUUCUUCACCAUCUGUGGUGGAUAAUAAUGGCGGCUCAGGCUCUAGUGGAAGUUACAGUGGAGGUUAUGUGGGCAACUCGACGGAGGAGGUAGGAUUGGUGAAGGUUGAUUAUGAUAUGCAGUCUGGGGGAUAUGGCGGGUGGUCUGUGGACUCAGUUCAGGGCUCAAAUCCCGGAGUUUACCCAAUGUGGAAUGAGUGAUAGUGACCAUGUUUGGGAGGAAAUGCGGCUGGAAUUAUAUUAUUACACAGAUCCAUCAUUAUUUCUGUUUCAACUAAUAACACUUAGAAAAUUUUCAAUGCAAAACUUGGAUAAAAAGGCUUUUAAUUUUUGUUUCUGUAUUGCUUCUUGUUCUGUGCGUCUUACUACAAAUUUCUUAUUCCAAAUCCAAUUUAAUUGGAUAUAUGUUUAUGGGUUGAAGUUGGACCCAAUGUUGUAUUCGGAUCUGGAAAUAUCAAAUUAGUCAAUAUGGAGAAGACUCACUUCUAUUCAAUCUAAUAACGUAUGUUGGAUCAUGCA
Messenger RNA from Gossypium raimondii (Peruvian cotton), 1926 nucleotides. RefSeq names its product AP2-like ethylene-responsive transcription factor PLT2. Bases 37 to 1608 code for a protein of 523 amino acids. Lineage: Eukaryota; Viridiplantae; Streptophyta; Magnoliopsida; Malvales; Malvaceae. Gene Ontology annotation, biological process: regulation of DNA-templated transcription. Gene Ontology annotation, molecular function: DNA binding; DNA-binding transcription factor activity. The transcript has 9 exons. The record is from RefSeq and is a predicted model, not a curated record.